UUUUUGACACGUUGGUACUUGAUUAUCAAUGCGCUAUCAUGUGUGACAGUGACAGGUGUCAAAUUUGAUGUUUCCAAAUAAACAAUACUCCAAACAGCUCCAAGAUGGGUAAAACAUCAAAAGUGGUAAUAUGCGGCAUGAAAGGGGUUGGUAAAACCGCAGUUUUGGAGCAAGUAAUUUAUGGCAAUAUAACCUCGAAGAGUGAGUUGCAUUCUACUAUCGAAGAUAUCUACAUUGCUAAUAUUGAAUCGGAUAAAGGUACAAGAGAAAAAGUUCGUUUUUAUGAUACUGCGGGCCUAGAACCACUCCAAACGGCUACUGCUAAUGGUACUACCAACCAACAGCUUCCCAGGCACUAUUUGGCGAUUGCUGAAGGUUAUAUUUUAGUUUAUGAUACCGAGAAAUCAGAAUCGCUUGAUAUAUUGGUGUCUCUUAAGAAGGACAUUGAUAAGAAUAAAGAUAAGAAAGAGGUUACUAUGAUUGUGAUAGGAAACAAAUUCAAAGAUACUGAUAGUACGGAAUUUGAAUCUACAUUGAGUAAAGCCACAGCUUGGUGCAAUAGAGAGAAAGUACGACAUUUUUCAGCCUCUGCAAUGCAUAGAAUUACGUUAUAUGAGCCUUUUGUUCAUAUUACAAGUAAGUUGAAUCCUCCACCUAGUAAAAGUACGUUUACGCCUUUAUCUAUGGGGAGAAAGAUCAAAGAUCAAAGUUAAUUUUUUAAUACUCACUUCAAGGCUAUAAAUAUGAUAUAUUUAUUUAUUCUGUCUAUUGAUUAUAUAACUCAUGAAUCUGUUUAAUAAAGACUUUUUAAGA
Messenger RNA from Tribolium madens (black flour beetle), 813 nucleotides. RefSeq names its product NF-kappa-B inhibitor-interacting Ras-like protein 2 (gene kappaB-Ras). Bases 105 to 713 code for a protein of 202 amino acids. NCBI's taxonomy places the organism in Eukaryota, Metazoa, Arthropoda, Insecta, Coleoptera, Tenebrionidae. The record is from RefSeq and is a predicted model, not a curated record. The transcript has 3 exons. Gene Ontology annotation, molecular function: GTP binding; GTPase activity. Gene Ontology annotation, biological process: canonical NF-kappaB signal transduction.